Messenger RNA from Rhea pennata, 2060 nucleotides. RefSeq lists its product as uncharacterized. The transcript is spliced from 5 exons. The coding region runs from base 1 to 723 and encodes 240 amino acids. NCBI's taxonomy places the organism in Eukaryota, Metazoa, Chordata, Aves, Rheiformes, Rheidae. The record is from RefSeq and is a predicted model, not a curated record.
AUGUCGCACCAUUUGGCUGUCACCCUGUCGCAAAAGCGCCGCUGCUUUGCGGCGCCUGGAGCACGUGACGGGGCAGGCGGGAGGGCGGGCGGCGAGCAGGGUCGCCGCAGCCCGCCGCAGCCCGCCGCAGCCCGCCGCCCUCGGGCGCCUUCGCCGCCUUCCCCUCCUGUCACCCCCGUCUCUGCCAACAGCCGUCGCCCUUUCCCUCUCCCCUCCCGCGAAGCCCCGGCCCUGGGGGCGCCGCCGUCCCCACCCCGGCAGUGGCAGUGGCAGUGGCAGGGGGAAGCCCGGGGCGUCCGGCCUUGCUGGAGCUCAGCUGCGCCAGUCCUAGGAAGCCUAAGAGGUUCAGGCCGUUUUGAGCCAGAGCGGCUUGCUCAGGGCGGAGAGGCCCCGCUUGCCGCACGCACCCGGCGAGAGGGCAGCCACCUGCCGCCCUGGGGACCGCGAGCAGUGGCCCAGGAGGCUGUGAUUCUGGAAAACAGAAGGCAGUGCUGGACAACUAUAGCUCUACGUUUAAGUAUUGUGACAGUGAAUUACUAUGCAAGAGAGAACAUUCCGAGUGAGUCUCAAAAUAGAAAGCAGUUAAUUAAUCUGAGUGAAAGAAGGGUGAUUUCUCGAAGGGUAUUCCAUAUAAAAAGAGUUCCUGAGAGAGAGCGUCCGAGCUCGAGACUGUUACCGAUGAUGUGCACUGACAGUGCAGGGAGCAAGAUGAUGACGUCAUGAAACAGAAAACUAAGACAACUAACUCAUUACAAAAAUAUGGCAAGAUGCAUUCAAGAGUGAUUCAGAAUACAUUAUCCUGUUACGAAGAAGACUGACUUUCUGAAGAAAUUUUUGUGGCUGUGACCUAAGGUUGCUAUGAAUAGACAUUAGAAAAUUAGAGCGCUGGAGAUGCUCUGGAGAUAAUUGAAGAUUUUCACAUACUGCUGUAGGAUGUGGAACUUUCCAUGAUUCUAGGAAAGUCAAAUUCCUGCAAAAGGCUUUGCAAAGAUAAAAACAAAGAGUUUGAGAGUCACAAUAUAGCUGAAGUCUCAGUUUGCGUUUGGAGGAAAGGGAAGUGUAUUGUGAAGGUGAGUCAGAAAUGGGGAUCCCCAGAGAUAUCUCUGCUGAAUUCUACUCCAAAGGCUGCUGCAGGGAUGUCUCUGCUGCGUGCUUCUGGGGUGAGAUUUGACCCACCUUUGGAAAACCUACUGAUGUCGGCAAUACUGUAGCAGACUGCAGAUUUACAGGCAGCUCCCAGCAGGACAUGCGAAAGGCAGGAAGUUACGUCCCUUCUCCACUGCAUCAGUUUGGUCUCAGCAUGUAUUGAGGAAGUUGUUGACUGCAUGACUUGUGAACUGAACUUUUCACUGAUCUCAUCCAAGUUUAAUUUGCCCUUCUGAAAUCUACAGCAAAGACCGACAGAAAUGGGAACUAAUUCCUUUGCCUAAAAACAAGUACAGUUGCGGUGCCAUGUCUGGUGAUGUAGUGUCCAUAUAUCAAAGCUUUCUUUACCUUUAAUGUAUUUGUGGACAUUAUAAACAACUUUGCCAAAUGAUCCUGAAACAAACUUCAUCAGGCACUUUGUCUUAGAUGGUAAUGAUUUUUGGUCACGAUUAGCUUGAUGGCUGUUUUUUUCUUUCCAUGUCUUUAUCUCCUUUCAGAGACAUGUAACUGCACGUGUAACUCUGUCAGGUAUUGAAGUCCUAAGUAGUUAUUAACUUGUACUUAGUAUGCAGUGUGUCUGAAUUAAAAGGGCAGAUCUGUCUUCAACUAAUGAACACUUAAAACAAGAGAGUUACCAGGCAGGUUUAUAGCUAACUCUAAAUGCAUUCUCCCUUCUCAGCAAAGGUGCCUUACGUUCUUGUAUGCCCACAGUCCUUGCUGUGCUGGGGCGGACACCAGUAGUUGAGGGCUUCAUCCACAGGAGAAAAGACAGCUAGUAAGAAUUUUCAGAGAACCUGACAGUUGCCCCAGAUACUAUCAAGACAAAGACAUAUUUGGAAAAAAUGUUGUAUUGAUAUCAAAUACGUUACUGUUCCGCUUUCUUUUGCUCAUUUUCCUUCCAGAUUCUUUUAUUC